This is a messenger RNA of Anopheles moucheti, 3840 nucleotides long. It is a transcript of the gene TrpA1, whose product is annotated as transient receptor potential cation channel subfamily A member 1. Gene Ontology annotation, biological process: transmembrane transport; monoatomic ion transport. The transcript is spliced from 15 exons. Bases 1 to 3840 code for a protein of 1279 amino acids. Gene Ontology annotation, cellular component: membrane. The record is from RefSeq and is a predicted model, not a curated record. NCBI's taxonomy places the organism in Eukaryota, Metazoa, Arthropoda, Insecta, Diptera, Culicidae. Gene Ontology annotation, molecular function: monoatomic ion channel activity; protein binding.
AUGCCUACGCCGCUUUACCUUAUUCAUAGCCCUCGAUCAGUACGUUCCGAUAACGAGCCCAAUCUUCCAACUUGUGACGCCAGUCAAGUGGAAGAGGAUCUGCAACAAACGCAAGCCUUUAAGAAUUGGCUACUGUCACGGUUGAAGCUUCCCACCGGCCAUGGCAUUCAAAAUACGAAGGUGCACCAACUUAACGCGCACGACACUAACGAACUGCAGGCCAUCUUAACGCAACCAGCCGAUGCGGAAGUAUGUCUGCUUAGUGACAGUCCGUAUCGUAUACUAAGGGCAGCAGAAGCCGGUAAUCUCGAGGAAUUUAUACGGCUGUAUGAGGGAGACAACAAUCGGCUGUCGGUGAAAGAUAGCAAGGGCCGGACGGCUGCCCACCAAGCAGCGGCACGGAACCGUGUUAACAUCCUUACCUUCAUCCACGGUCAAGGAGGAAACCUGAAUGCACAGGACAUGGUGGGAAACACGCCGCUUCAUACGGCUGUCGAGAACGAUUCACUGGAUGCGCUCGAGUUUCUACUGAGCAUUCCUGUGGCAUCGAACAUUCUCAACGAAAAGAAGCUAGCUCCAGUGCAUUUGGCAACCGAGCAGAAUAAAGUAAACGCUCUUCAGGUUAUGGGCAAGUAUCGUGAAGCGAUCGACAUACAACAGGGUGGAGAACACGGUAGAACAGCCCUGCACUUGGCAGCCAUCUACGACAACGAGGAAUGUGCUAGAAUAUUGAUUUCGGAAUUUGGAGCCUGUCCUAGGAAACCCUGCAACAACGGAUACUACCCGAUACACGAGGCAGCCAAAAACGCCAGCUCCAAAACAAUGGAGGUCUUCUUCCAGUGGGGUGAAUCGAAGGGUUGUACGAGGGAGGAGAUGAUAUCCUUCUACGACUCGGAAGGCAACGUUCCACUGCACUCGGCUGUGCACGGUGGUGAUAUCAAGGCGGUGGAGCUGUGUCUAAAGUCCGGGGCAAAGAUAUCCACGCAGCAGCACGACCUUUCCACGCCGGUACAUCUGGCGGCCGCACAGGGUGCGAUCGAGAUAGUGAAGCUCAUGUUCCGCAUGCAACCGCUCGAGAAGCGCAUCAGCCUGAACUGCACCGACAUCCAGAAGAUGACACCGUUACACUGUGCCGCCAUGUUCGACCAUCCGGAGAUAGUGGAGUACCUCGUGAAGGAAGGGGCCGACAUUAACGCGAUGGACAAGGAGAAACGUUCGCCCCUGUUGCUGUCGUCGUCGCGCGCUGGCUGGCGCACGGUAAUGACGCUGAUCCGGCUCGGUGCCAACAUUAGUCUGAAGGAUGUCAAUUCGCGUAACGUGCUGCAUCUGGUCAUCAUGAACGGGGGGAGUUUGGAUGAGUUCGCGAAGGAGGUUUGCCUCACACAGUCCGAGAUCUAUCUGCUGCAGCUGCUGAACGAGAAGGAUGAGGCCGGCUGUUCGCCGCUGCAUUACGCGAGCCGCGAAGGCCACAUUCGCUCGCUGGAGAACCUGAUACGGCUCGGGGCGUGCAUUAAUCUGAAGAACAAUAACAACGAAAGCCCGUUACACUUUGCGGCACGCUACGGGCGCUACAACACCGUCCGGCAGCUGCUCGACUCCGAGAAGGGCACGUUCAUCAUCAAUGAAAGCGAUGGCGAGGGGUUGACGCCAUUGCACAUCGCUUCGCAGCAGGGCCACACGCGGGUCGUCCAGAUGUUGCUGAACCGGGGUGCGUUACUGCACCGGGACCAUAACGGGCGCAAUCCGCUGCAUCUGGCCGCAAUGUCCGGCUACACGCAAACGAUCGAGCUGCUUCAUUCGGUUCAUUCACAUCUGAUGGAUCAGGUUGAUAAGGAUGGGAACACAGCGCUACAUUUAGCCUCGAUGGAGAACAAGCCCAGUGCGGUGAUAUUGCUGCUCAGUCUUGGCUGCAAGCUGCUCCACAACUACAUGGACAUGAGCGCAAUCGACUACGCGAUUUACUACAAGUAUCCGGAGGCGGCCCUAGCCAUGGCGACCCACGAGGAACGUUCCGGCGAGGUGAUGGCACUGAAGUCGGACAAACAUCCGUGCGUAACGCUGGCACUGAUCGCCUCGAUGCCGCGUGUCUUCGAAGCCGUACAGGACAAUUGCAUCACCAAGGCCAACUGCAAGAAGGACUCGAAAAGCUUCUACAUUCGAUACUCGUUUAGCUGUCUGCAGUGUCCGGCACUGUACGCACAGAUGGAUGCACGCACCGGAGAAGCCGUCCAGAUAUCGAAACCGAUACCGCUGCCAGCACUUAACAUCAAAUAUUCCUUUCACGCGUACCAAAAGUCACAAGAGUCCAUUGCAGAAAUGCGGAAAACUAUAAACGAUCCCAAAUGGCGUCCACCACCGUUGCAUGUCGUUAAUGCGAUGGUAGCACACGGUCGGGUAGAACUGCUAGCACACCCCCUCAGCCAAAAGUACUUGCAAAUGAAGUGGAACUCCUACGGCAAAUACUUUCACCUGGCCAACCUGCUGUUCUACAGUGUGUUUCUGUUUUUCGUCACACUGUUCACGUCCCAGCUGAUGCGCAACGCUACACCCGUCGCCAAUUCGGCCGGAAACCACACGCAGGAUGGUGGGCAACAACACAUACUCGGCUUGCGCUCAACGUUGGCUCGUGCGAAGGGAUACAACUACGGUGCGAUACCAAACGUGACCACCUCGGUCGCGCCACCACAGAUCGAGGAACAGAUGGAUGUCACCACCACGACGCUCGUUUCCGGGAUUGGCAUCAUCAUCUACAUCGUCGGGAGUGCGAUGCGCGAGCUGCUGCAAGUUUACCAGCAAAAGUGGCAUUAUCUGCUCGAACCGAACAACUUCAUCUCGUGGAUACUGUACACGUCGGCACUGAUUAUGAUAUGGCCCAUGUUUUCCAGCGGCAUGUGCUUCAGCAUCAACUUUUCGGCGGCUUCGAUAACCGUGUUUCUGUCCUGGUUUAAUCUGCUGCUGUUUCUGCAACGGUUCGAUCAGAUCGGUAUAUACGUGGUCAUGUUUUUGGAAAUCUUGCAAACCCUCAUUAAAGUGUUGAUCGUAUUCAGCAUUUUGAUAAUAGCAUUCGGGCUGGCAUUCUACAUUCUGCUCUCGAAGGUCUCUGAGCCCCAGGUAAACCAUUUGUCAUUCUCGUCGAUUCCCAUGUCGCUGGUGCGCACAUUCUCGAUGAUGCUGGGUGAGAUGGAUUUCGUCGGCACGUACGUUCAACCGUUCCAUGUGGGAGAUCUCCCAUUCCCGUUCCCUUCGUUCGUUAUACUGUGUUUGUUCAUGAUCCUGAUGCCCAUCCUGCUGAUGAAUCUGCUGAUCGGUUUGGCUGUCGGUGACAUCGAAUCGGUGCGCCGCAACGCGCAGCUCAAGCGGCUUGCCAUGCAGGUGGUGCUGCACACGGAGCUGGAACGCAAGCUGCCCCAGAUGUGGCUCGAGAUGGUCGACAAAAUGGAGCUGAUCGAGUAUCCGAACGAAAAGAAGUGCAAACUGGGAUUCCUCGACUCCGUCCUGCGUAAGUGGUUCUGCAAUCCUUUUACCGAUGACUACAAAGGCGGCAUCGACUACGUGCUGGAAAACACGGAAGACUACGUGGCGGUCGAGCUGGAGAAGCAGAAGCGGAAGCUGCGCGACAUUGGGACGGCACUGGACACUCAACAUCAGCUGCUUCGGUUGAUCGUGCAGAAAAUGGAGAUCAAAACCGAGGCAGACGAUGUCGAUGAAGGUGUCCCGACGAGCGAUCUGAAAGCUUCCAGCGGUUUGUUGACAGGUAACCGAUCGUCACGCUGGUCGUCGCCAAGGAUACGCAAGAAACUCGGUGCCACCUUAAGCUUCAACAAGUCGAUCGGCAAAUGA